GUAGAGUUAACAGGCAGAAAGCAUUUAGGAAUAUCUCAAAAAUGGCACUACGAACCCUAGUGAGCAGACGGACCUUAGCAACAGGGCUAGGGUUCCGCCAGCAACUCCACGGCUUCCAGACCUUUUCGCUCCCCGAUCUCCCCUACGACUAUGGAGCACUGGAGCCGGCAAUUAGCGGUGACAUAAUGCAGCUCCACCACCAGAAGCAUCAUCAGACUUACGUCACCAAUUACAAUAAAGCCCUUGAACAGCUACAUGACGCCAUUUCCAAAGGAGAUGCUCCUACCGUCGCCAAAUUGCAUACCGCUAUCAAAUUCAACGGCGGAGGUCACAUUAACCACUCGAUUUUCUGGAAGAAUCUUGCCCCUGUCCGCGAGGGUGGUGGUGAGCCUCCAAAGGGUUCUCUUGGUUGGGCUAUCGACACUAACUUUGGCUCCCUAGAAGCUUUAGUUCAAAAGAUGAAUGCAGAAGGUGCUGCUUUACAGGGCUCUGGCUGGGUGUGGCUUGGUGUGGACAAAGAGCUUAAGCGCCUGGUGAUUGAAACCACUGCUAAUCAGGACCCAUUGGUUUCUAAAGGAGCAAAUUUGGUUCCUCUUCUGGGAAUAGACGUUUGGGAACAUGCAUACUACUUACAGUACAAAAAUGUAAGACCUGAUUAUCUGAAGAACAUAUGGAAAGUUAUGAACUGGAAAUAUGCAAAUGAAGUUUAUGAGAAAGAAUGUCCUUGAACAGGGAUAUUUGAUGCUGUUUUGAGGACAUGUCUGUAAAACUUUUUGAUGGGAAAUAAGGCUGAGUGACAUGAGCAGGUGUCCUGUUUUUCUUAUGUGUAGUCGCUGGUUGAUGUACUUGAUGUAUUUCUGGAAAAGGUUGAUGUAUGUACUUGAUAUAUGGAGCCUAAAUAAAACUACUCUAUCGUUUGAGCGCAACUCUUUGGAUAUCAGUUUAUCCAAAUAGUAUCACUUGUAAAAGCCGUUGCUGGGUUUACAGAGCAUCUGUCUUAGCAGCCUCUUCUGUGUAUUCAGAUUGAUUUAAUGUAUUACUUGAACAAGUCCAAUUUUUCCGCAACCUA
Messenger RNA from Nicotiana tabacum (common tobacco), 1069 nucleotides. RefSeq names its product superoxide dismutase [Mn], mitochondrial. Gene Ontology annotation, molecular function: superoxide dismutase activity; manganese ion binding. Gene Ontology annotation, biological process: superoxide metabolic process. The record is from RefSeq and is a predicted model, not a curated record. NCBI's taxonomy places the organism in Eukaryota, Viridiplantae, Streptophyta, Magnoliopsida, Solanales, Solanaceae. Gene Ontology annotation, cellular component: mitochondrion.